CAUUACUGCCAUCCGCGCAACUGAUCUCACCCUUGGUCUCCGAUGGAUUCCUGCUGGGUUCUAUGCGUUGGUCGAGGCUGACGGUGCUGAAUACCAGACAAGCAAUAAAUCUGCACACAUAGAUCAGGCUGUUGUCGAAUGGCACGAGCACAUUCUUCUGCCGCGCGAGCCAUCCUCUAAAGUUCGGGUUAGCGUGUAUGCAUCAUUUGAAAUGGGCCCCAUGCUCUGUCAUGGAGAACUCCUCCGCACAUUCGAGAUCUCCGUCGGAGAACUACUGGAUCGCAGCAAAAAAUUUCAUCCUAUAAUCUUUGAGCCAAAGGAGGAGGAAGUCGUAUCCGCCUGUACUUCACUGUUCAUGACAGUGGAGCAGCGACUGCCUGAUCAAAAUGAUACCGCAGGUCUAUGCCCCCUUACUACUGUUACAUCGGGCGAUAUGGAUUCAUUAGCAUUAGAAACUGAUGCCGGACAUCGUCUUCUCAUACAAUACCGCAGGACGCAGAACAGUGGGGAUCUCGACCAAUCCAUAAACCACUUUGAACGUGCAUUGGAUCUCUGUCCCAUGGACCAUCCCUACCGCCCCGCAGCACUCUUCAAUCUAGCCAGCGCAAAGUUUAUUAGUUGCCAAGCUAAUGGGAUAUGCCUCGACGUCGACAUUCCUAUCUCUUUUUUUCAACGUGCUCUUGAUUCGCGUCCCAUGGGUCAUCCAGACAGACCUACCACUCAACUCCACCUUGCUAUGUCUCUGCUCUCUCGCUUCGCGAAAUACGGCUUUCAAACAGAUGCAGACACAGCUGAAGAGUUACUGAGCGAAGUCCUCGAUGUCUGCCACUCCAACAGCCACAUUUACAGAGCAGCUUCAGUUACAAUUAAAACAUCUGCUCUGCGUUUUGCCGGAAACAUUAAUGCAAAUGAUUUUGAGUGGGAGCGGCGGGCAGCAUCUGUGCUUCCUCUAUCGCCCGAUCAACUGGUUGAUCGAGCAGAGUGGUGUUUGCAGAGAGAUGAACCCCAUGAAUUAGAUGAAGUGAUAUCUCUUCAUGUUGACGCACUGGGGUACUACAACACCAGGCAUGCUUGUCAAGCGCAGUUGCUAAGUAAUUUGGCGCUCAUGCUGGAAGCUCGCUUCCAGCACCCAGGGAACGACGAAGACUUGGAUGAUGCUAUCGCACUCAACAGGAAAGUGCUGGCCUGGCGCCCCGUCGGUCACCCAGAUCGGUCCACAUCAUUAAAUAACCUCGCGAUUCAUCUCUCCUCUCGUUUUGAACACCGAGGCAACGAUGAAGACUUAGAUGAGGCCAUCGCACUUGACAGGGAAGCACUCGCCUUGUGCCCCGUCGGUCACACAGAUCGGUCCACAUUAUUAAAUAACCUUGCGAUUGAUCUCUCCUCCCGCUUCAGGCACCAAGGCAAUGACGAAGACUUGGAUGAGGCUAUCGCACUUCACACGGAAGCGCUGUCCUUGCGCCCCGUCGGUCACACGGAUCGGUCCGCAUCAUUAAAUAACCUCGCGAUUGAUCUCUCCUCCCGCUUCAAGCACCGAGGCAACGAAGAAGACUUGGAUGAGGCUAUCGCACUUCAUACGGAAGCGCUGGCUUUGCACCCUGUCGGUCACACAGAUCGGUCCAUGUCGUUAAAUAACCUUGCGAAAGAACUCUCAUCCCGCUUUGAGCACCGGGGCAACGAAGAAGACUUGGAUCAGGCUAUCUCACUUCAUACGGAAGCGCUGGCUUUGCACCCCGUCGGUCACACAGAUCGGUCCAUGUCGUUAAAUAACCUCGCGAAAGAACUCUCCUCCCGCUUUGAACAUCGAGGCAACGAAGAAGACUUGGAUGAGGCUAUCGCACUUCAUACGGAAGCGCUGGCUUUGCGCCCUGUCGGUCACACAGAUCGGUCCAUGUCAUUAAAUAACCUCGCGAAAGAACUCUCCUCCCGCUUUGAGCACCAAGGCAACGAAGAAGACUUGGAUGAGGCUAUCGCACUUCAUACGGAAGCGCUGGCCUUGCGCCCCGUCGGUCACACGGAUCGGUCCGCAUCAUUAAAUAACCUCGCGAUUGAUCUCUCCUCCCGCUUCAAGCACCGAGGCAACGAAGAAGACUUGGAUGAGGCUAUCUCACUUCAUACGGAAGCGCUGGCUUUGCACCCUGUCGGUCACACAGAUCGGUCCAUGUCGUUAAAUAACCUUGCGAAAGAACUCUCAUCCCGCUUUGAGCACCAAGGCAACGAAGAAGACUUGGAUGAGGCUAUCGCACUUCAUACGGAAGCGCUGGCUUUGCACCCCGUCGGUCACACAGAUCGGUCCAUGUCAUUAAAUAACCUCGCGAAAGUACUCUCCUCCCGCUUUGAGCACCGGGGCAACGAAGAAGACUUGGAUAAGGCUAUCGCACUUCAUACGGAAGCGCUGGCCUUGCGCCCUGUCGGUCACACAUAUCGGUCCGCAUCAUUAAAUAACCUCGCGUUUCUUCUUUCUUCCCGCUUUGAGCACCGAGGCAACGAAGAAGACUUGGAUCAGGCUAUCGCACUUCAUACGGAAGCGCUGGUUUUGCACCCCGUCGGUCACACAGAUCGGUCCAUGUCAUUAAAUAACCUUGCGAAAGAACUCUCCUCCCGCUUUGAACAUCGAGGCAACGAAGAAGACUUGGAUGAGGCCAUCACACUUCAUACGGAAGCGCUGGCCUUGCGCCCCGUCGGUCACACAGAUCGGUCCAUGUCAAUGUGUAGCCUCGCAAGUUCACUCAUUUCCCGCUUUGAGCAUCGAGGUAACAGAGAAGACCUCGACGAGGCACGCGAGAACCUCCGUUGUGCAUUGAAUCUGCUGAGCCAACAUGAUCCUUAUCGACUAUUAGUCCAUGAAUCGCUAGCCAGUGUCUAUCUAUCAUACCAUCAUUCAGGGCUUGACGACAUUGGUGCGGGCGAAGAUACGGACAGCCUCGAUGUUGCUAUGCAUCACCUCAAGACAGCAGCAAAUGUUGUCUCUGGAGGCCCGCUAUCCCGCCUACAAAAAAGCUUCCGCUGGGUUCGCUAUGCUGAACAACACAGACAUAAUACUCAGUUGGAGGCGUAUGAGACUUCGAUGAAACUUAUGGACGCUUACAUGUCCACGACAGCUUCAGUAUCCUCUCGUCAUAGGGCCAUGAAGGACUUCCCACUGGCACUUGCCGUGGAUGCUGCAUCGUGUGCUCUUCGUAGCGGUGACGUGUGUCGUGCUGUUGAGUUGUUGGAGCAAGGCAGGACUGUCAUCUGGACCCAGAUGACACGACUCCGCAUGCCUCUUGACGGUCUCCAGACACGCGGUGAUCAUGCAGCGGCCCUCUUGAAGAGAUUCAGAGACCUUAGCUCCCUCCUCGAUAAACCUCCUGCGAGUCAACCAGACGCAACCUCAAGAGUCAACGUAGACGCAGAAGAAACCCGGUACAGACGUCUAGUGAAGGAGUGGAACAGCGCUGUAGAAGAGAUCCGGACGAUCGAAGGCUUCUCUCGCUUCCUCCUCCCCCCCUUAUUCUCCGAUCUUCAAGAAGCAGCUCGUGAAGGGCCUAUCAUCGUACUCAUUGGAAGCAAGUCGUCUUGCCAUGCCAUUAUCAUCCCACACAAGCAAACUCCGAUCAGCAUCCAACUCUCUACCAGCAUCGAGAAGCUCCAAAUAUUGGUGGACAAGCUCCAUCGCACAGAUAGUCCAGCGCUUAAAAAAGCCUUGACCGAGUUGUGGGAUGACGUCGUCCGCCCGGUGGUCGAGAAUCUGGACGGAAUUGCACCGCGAGGUUCUCGAAUAUGGUGGUGCCCGACAUCUGUCUUCAAUUUCUUGCCGUUGCACGCCGCUGGCGAGUACAGGAAACAAGGACGGUUCCUUUCACAUCUCUACAUCUCUUCAUACACGCCAUCGCUCACCGCGCUGAUCAAGGCUCGCAGAAGUCAUGACAGGUCCCCCUCGGUACCCUUCGUUGCCAUUGGUCAGGAUCACCCAGCCGGUGCCUCAUUCACCUUGGAUGCUGUGGAGCCUGAACUGGAAUUGGUACGGAGCCUUUUGCCUCCUCCCCCAACUAUUUCGUUUUCCAAGAUCACUAGUGUGGAUGCCACAAAAUCGAGAGCACUAUGCGCAUUGCGAGACAAUACUUGGCUUCAUCUUGCGUGUCACGGGACACAGAACAUUGCCGAACCCUUCAAAUCGGCCUUCCUUAUGCGCGACGAGCCACUUUCGCUCCUCGACAUCACACAAACAGAUCUGUCUCGGCAUCAAUUUGCGUUUCUUUCUGCCUGCGAAACCGCAGUAGGUGACCGCAAUACUCCUGAUGAAGUGAUACACCUAGCGGCUGGCCUGCAGUUUGCCGGGGUCAAGAGUGUCAUUGGAACAUUAUGGAAGGUCAAUGAUAGUACCGUGGAGCGCUUAGUCAAGGCGUUCUACAAAAACUUUUGCGGGGAUGGCACGAUGAACUCGAAACGAGCUGCCCGGGCGCUGCACCGAGCGGUCUAUUCGCUAGGUUCUGACCAAGACAUACCUUUGGACCAGCGCAUAUUGUUCGUGCAUAUUGGGAUAUGAUCGAUACCCAUCCAGUCAUGGCCACGCAAAACCUGUUGCCAAAGACUUCAAUAUUCCAGA
Molecule: messenger RNA, 4588 nt
Organism: Suillus bovinus
Lineage: Eukaryota; Fungi; Basidiomycota; Agaricomycetes; Boletales; Suillaceae
Product: CHAT domain-containing protein
Exons: 6
Coding region: 212-4528 (1438 amino acids)
Molecular function (GO): protein binding
Source: RefSeq, a predicted model, not a curated record